AUGCUAAUGACUGCCAGUACCGCUCAAGCGCAGCGAAAGAUCCUGCUUCAUAAGAGCCGCCAGAUCAGGAAGGAAGAUGCGGCAAAUCUGAAGACCCUCACCCAAUCCUCGAAAUUAAACGGCGCUUGCAUUACAAGCCUUGCGCAAUUAUCGCGAUUUAUCCAAUGGCUGAGACUGUUGUUCCACAUGAAGAUUGCGCGUAACGGUUUCGAUGGAACAAUCACACCAUCGGACGAAGAGUACGAGCACAUGGCAGCAAUCAACCGGUCCGAAGCAAUAGAUCGUGCUUUGGAGAGAGAAGCUACUAACCUUCGGCACGAGACUAAGCUGGUCCUUGUAGGCAAUCCACAGGGUGGCAAAGAGCUGAUAAUGCAUCAGCUGAAAGUGCAGUUCGCCGAGGGUUAUGACAAGACGGAGGAAAGAUUGAAGUACCGCCCCGCAGUUUACCAAGUUGUAAGAUCGCUCAUAUCUUCGAUCACGAAUUUGCUUACAGAGACCGGCGUUACACUGUCUGCCGAACUGACGCACGACUUCGCGAUCUUAUUGCACGAGCUGGACGCCAGAGAGGACGGCAUAUCCUCCGACGCUGUCAAGGCCAUUACCAGAAUAUGGUCGUGUCCCGAAUUCUCCAAACUCUACGUCCGCAACUUCGAGAUCGACUUCCCACAGUACGCGCCGUACUUCGCACAAGAAGCGCCGCGCAUAGCCGAAAAAGACUACGUCCCCAGCGAAGCCGACAUCAUCCGGCUAACCCGCUCCGGCGGCGGCAUCAACGAGACACGCUUCGACUGGGACGAGCUCGACAUCCACCUCUUCAACAUCAAAGGCUACGUCCCGCAACACUUCAAAGAGCGCUGGUACCACCAGCUCGAAGACGCCACCGCCGUCAUCUUCACCGUCGACGUAUCCCUCUACAACAAACCCAGCCCCGAGCGCCCCUCGGAAUCCAUCCUCGUCCACGAAUUCGAAGGCUUCGAACAAUGGGUCAACCGCCCCGGCUUCGCAAACUCAACAAUCAUCCUCAUCCUCAACAACUUCACGCGUUUUGUUAGCAAAAUGGCCUACGCACCGCUGGAAAAACUGUUUCCGGAUUACACACGCAAUGAAUCGGAUCCGGAACUCAGUGCAAGACAAUAUAUUCUUCGGCGCUUCAAGAAUAUGAAUCAUCAGUCACUGAGUAUAUAUAGCUUUUGGGUUGAUUUGGAUUCGAGCGAUAAUCAGCAUCUGUAUGGUGCGCUUAAGAAGACGCUGAGUAGGGUUCAGGCGACGAAGGCGCAGGAACGGGCUUGGUGUGAGGGGCUCGAGGCAAGGACGGAGAGUGAGAGGCCGAGUACGAAUGGGCUGAGCGUUGCGGUUAGUACGGAGAGGACGAGGAGUCGGAGUGGGGGGAGGAAGAGGUAG
Alternaria ventricosa is the source of this 1401-nucleotide messenger RNA. RefSeq lists its product as uncharacterized. Gene Ontology annotation, cellular component: heterotrimeric G-protein complex. Gene Ontology annotation, molecular function: G-protein beta/gamma-subunit complex binding; G protein-coupled receptor binding; guanyl nucleotide binding. Bases 1 to 1401 code for a protein of 466 amino acids. The transcript has a single exon. NCBI's taxonomy places the organism in Eukaryota, Fungi, Ascomycota, Dothideomycetes, Pleosporales, Pleosporaceae. The record is from RefSeq and is a predicted model, not a curated record. Gene Ontology annotation, biological process: adenylate cyclase-activating G protein-coupled receptor signaling pathway.